AUGCACGAGGACGAGGACGAGGUGUGGCACUUGAACUGUGUUGCCGCGAUGAAGAUCAUCACUGACUACGGCGACGGAGUUGGUGGUGACGGUGAAGGUGAUGGUGAGCAGGAGCAGACAGCUCCUACCGUUGAGAUCACGGCAACUCAGCCGGGACUGAGUCCCAGUGCCGCCGCCGCAGUUGUGCCAUUGGACAUGCAGCCGUCAUUGCAGCCCGUGAAACCGGAGCCUGCAGUGCAGCCCACACUCAGCGAGAAGGAAUCUACUCCAGUUCAGGUGGACAGCUCGCCAUCGCCUUCCCCGCAACGCUCCGUUCACCCGCCGCGGCCUCCAACCGCUGCCAAUCUGACGAAGCGCUUGAGUGGCAAGCAGAGCCCGGUAGUCCCAACUGCACUUGGAAGCAGACCCAGCGAGGCAGAGACUGUGCUCGCCGAACUCGGGCCCAGCGAGUCUGAGAAAGCACUCGCGGAGCUGCGUUCAUCAAUCGCUGCCAAAUCGGCCCAGAAGGUAUAUGAGGGUGCAAUCACCGCCAGCGAAGGCGGCGGUGUGGAAAAGUCGAAGUCGAAGGGCGGUGUGGACUCGGGCAAGCCGAAGCCGGACAAGCAGCAACCGAAGAGUGCUUCGGCGACAAAGUUGCCACAUGAUUCACGCAAGAGCCAGGCACCUCCUGGUCAAUGUGCCCGUGGUGGCGGGCGUGGUGGGCGAGGUCGUGGUGCAGGUGCAGUUGCAAAGAAGCAGGCGCAGCCCCGCAAGGCAAAGGCAAAAGCAAAUUCGAAGAUCCAGAUCGCGAACGACGACGACACAGAUGAAGAGUUUGACAAGCAUGCCACCCCGCCCAGGAAGUGCAAGCGAGUGUAA
Messenger RNA from Symbiodinium sp. CCMP2592, 858 nucleotides. Lineage: Eukaryota; Dinophyceae; Suessiales; Symbiodiniaceae. The record is from the annotation of a GenBank genome assembly.